This is a messenger RNA of Oncorhynchus kisutch (coho salmon), 8747 nucleotides long. Its product is annotated as zinc finger protein GLIS2-like. Gene Ontology annotation, cellular component: nucleus. Gene Ontology annotation, molecular function: DNA-binding transcription factor activity, RNA polymerase II-specific; RNA polymerase II cis-regulatory region sequence-specific DNA binding. Gene Ontology annotation, biological process: regulation of transcription by RNA polymerase II. The record is from RefSeq and is a predicted model, not a curated record. NCBI's taxonomy places the organism in Eukaryota, Metazoa, Chordata, Actinopteri, Salmoniformes, Salmonidae.
CAAAUAAUAUUACCAUAUCGUCACAACAACACGAUGUAUUACCCCAAAUAAUAUUACCAUAUCGUCACAACAACACGAUGUAUUACCCCAAAUAAUAUUACCCAUAUCGUCACAACAACACAAUGUAUUACCCCAAAUAAUAUUACCAUAUCGUCACAACAACACGAUGUAUUACCCCAAAUAAUAUCCCAAUGUGGAAGUGUAUAAAUGGUUCCCACCAUCACUACUGAAUACCUGACCUUCUCUGAUUGGUUGUCUGUGCAGGCGGGAGGUCCGUGGGCUGCAGCCAUGCUGUCCCUGGACGAGCCAUUGGACCUAAUGCUCCCCCGGGGGUGUGUCACGGGGCGGGACAGGGGUGCACGGCCACCCCCCACCCUCACGCUCUCUCCGAUACCCUUCAAGCGCGCCCGGCAGCUCCGCAUGGCUGAUGAUGGCACAGCUGUCAUAGUGCCCGCCUCCCCGGCCUCGCCACACACAGGUGUGCUGGUGGUCUCCCGGGAGAGGCCAGAGACACCCCCCACCCCGCCAGCCGUGGACCUCAGUACGUCCCCCUCCUCCCGCCACACCUCCAGCUCCCCAGAGAUGACCAACGGAAACGGGGUCUCCCACCACAUCAUUGCAGGGGACUCAGCUCACAUCCAUUAUGUGGAGAGCAGAGCCUCCUCGCAGGCCUUCCAGUUCUUCGUGCCGAUUGGUGCUGGGGCCGGACUCCACCUGCCGUCAUCCAUGUUCAUUGGCCAGCCCAACGACAAGCGGGCCUCUCCUGAUCUCUCAGCAGACGAACAGCUGGCCUGUCGCUGGAGGAAGUGCCAUCUUCUCUUUGAGUCCCUGCAAGACCUUGUGGACCACGUCAACGACUUCCACGUCAAACCUGAAAAGGAUUCUGGGUACUGCUGCCACUGGGACGGCUGCGCUCGCAGAGGGCGGGGCUUCAACGCUAGGUACAAGAUGCUUAUCCAUAUCCGUACACACACCAAUGAGAAGCCUCACCGCUGCCCCACCUGCAACAAGAGCUUCUCUCGCCUGGAGAACCUCAAGAUACACAACCGCUCACACACAGGUGAGAAGCCCUACAUCUGUCCAUACGAGGGCUGCAGCAAGCGCUACUCCAACUCCAGCGACCGCUUCAAGCACACGCGUACCCACUACGUGGACAAGCCCUACUACUGCAAGAUGGCCGGCUGCCUGAAGCGCUACACAGACCCUAGCUCCCUCCGUAAGCAUAUCAAGGCCCACGGCCACUCUGUAGCCCAGGAGCAAGGCUGUCCGGGUGGGCUGAGCUCCCUGCUCAAGGUGGGUCCCCUGGGGGUGGGGAUGGGUGGAAGAGGGGGUAAGCUGGGGGAGUCGGAGCUGAGCUACAUCAGUGGGGCCCAUAUCAUCAUCCCCAGCGCCGCUGCCGCUCUCCUGGGGGGCCACGCUCUGCAGGGCCUGGCGGGCUCCAUGCCUCUAUCCCCCCUCGCCCCCCGGCCCCUGGACCUGAGCACGCUGGGGGGGUGCCCCAGCUCCCCUUGCACCACCUCCAUCCUGUCCUUCAAUGGUUCUCCUCUGAGCCUGGCCACCAAGUCGUCCCUGGGGCUCUCCCCAGCCUUCCCCUCCUCAGCCCUGGGGCUGGGGCCCACCAUGGUGCCCGUGUCCCUAGGAGGAUCCAUGGGGUCGUCCGCCUCAGAGCGCAGGGCCCACCACCAUGGGUGUCACCACAAGGGGAAAAUUGGGGGUGGGGGGGAGGAGGGGAAGAACAAGCUUCAUCGUGGGGGGGUGCUGAACCUCUCCACGGGGGCCUCCCACGACCCCCUGUCCUGGGUGGUCAUCCCCUCCGGCACGGUUGUGCUUAAGCCAGCUGUGGUCAACUAACACACACACACACACACACACACACACACACAUUCCAGAAGAACUGAAGGGGCUGAGAAAAUGUAGAAAAAGGUAGAAAAAAAUUGACGUGAAAAGAAAGAAAGUCUACUUUCAGGCAACUUAAACUUAACAACAAAGUCCACACCUCAGUUUGUAAAAUUGUCUCGGACAAAAAAAACUGAGGUAUCUGGCACUGCUAUCUUUGCAUUUAUCUAGCACAUCUUGGGACCAUCAACAACUCAUAAAUACAUUUCAAUCAUGUGUAAUUUUGUAUUAUUUCAUAAGGCUUGAAAAAAACGCAACAGUGGCCCUCCUCACCUCUUCCCCACAUUCUCUGUCUCUGGCGUUUCUCACUUACUUACCUUUCUUUCUGGACGGGCUCCAUGGAAAGGACAGUCUUCUAAUGCUCUGUGUCCUUCCUCAAGCUCCACCUCAUGUGUAUGUAUUGAUGACAGUCUUCUAAUGCUCUGUGUCCUUCCUCAAGCUCCACCUCAUGUGUAUGUAUUGAUAAUGUUCAUGUUGACAGUGUGCUCUGUGGCCGAGCAGUGAGGUAGACACACAAAUGAAACAGUAGGAGGCGAUCACUGCUAGGCUAGCAACACACAGUACGUCCCCAGACCGCUGCUUUAAAGGUUACAGAAACUACUUCCUACAAAGUGCUGUGAACACAAUUGGACAAACUUCCUGUUUUAUCGGAAGUGAAGUCAAACUGAUUUAGAAGGGGAUUAUGGAUGAAUUGACUGCAUCUCCUUACUUUAAAUAGUAGGCUGGUGCUAUUGGAUGUCAAUCAGAAUGACAUCCCACCAAGGAGCACACAACCCCCUUUUAGUCAGAACAUCAACCCAGGCGAUAGUGAUGGAAACCUCACAACUGCUGCUAACCUCUCAACAACUCUCCUCAAACAUGACCGAAACUAAACGUGAGCACUUUGAUGACUAUUUUUGACAAUCUUUUCCCGAUUCGGGGAGGGUGACCAUCGUGGACCAGCCCUUUCCACAAUGAUAUGUGACGGGCUUGUUGUUGCAAACUAGGGGCUUGUGUAAGGACGCAGAGCAGCUAAAGUCUUAGAAGGCAGACAAACGGUGUUAUAUCACCCAGCAAAUGACCAAUAUUCUUCUUCUUCUUCUUCUUCAUCACGGUAACGUCUAUGGCACAGGUGUUGUUAUGUACCCCCCUGGUGGACAGGUGAAUUACUCCGGUCAGUCAGCCUCCCAGUCCAAUCUAUUAUUGUCCACAACAACUCUACUUCUAAAUGACACAGUGAGUUAAGUACUGGGUAUGAAAGGUCCACUGUUUAAGUAACACAGUGUGUUGUGGAACAGUGUUUGAAGUGACCUUUCAUUAAAAGCAGCUGUGUAAAACAGGUGGCUGUCCAGUGAAGAGUCCUGAGUCCUUGUGGAGUUGGCUGUUGGUUGCUUUGUCCCGAGUUCAACAGUCCCACAUUGUGACAAAAAAUAUCCAUCCUUGAGGGUAGACUGGGAGCUGUGUAUCCUGAACCACGGGGUGUGUGACACAGGCUGAUUGACACUAUAGGACUGACUCAAACCGUACCGUGCUGGCUGGGAUUUUCUGUUCACAUUGUUCUGUUUAGCAUGGUUCAGCAUCAUGCCGUAACCAGGCCAGGCUGCUACAGUUAGGCAUGGUUUGGUCCUACGGUGUGAAUCAGGCUUUACUGCUACGUACAGCUGGGCUGGUGACAGAACACAGCCACACUACAAACUGCCUCACUUCACUUUUCCAAGGAAGUGGGGUUAAUUCACAGACUUUAGAACAAUUGACUUAUGUUAGAAUCCGUAUGGUUGGAUUGAUGCAUUCAACAUGCACUUAUACCGUACACACCAAUGUCUUUGUUACGUUUUACAAAACAUGGACCUGCCAACUUGUACUCGUGGCUCUCUGGAAACAUUCUGUCUUUCUCUUUCCAUCUUCACUACCUUGGUUUUCCCUUCAUUUACGCUCAGGCUUGAAACGGACACCUUUAUCUGUGGACUAGGGUCCUUCCAUAAGCUGGCAUCGCAGAGAUAUGAUGUAUGUAGAAUGUUGAGUGAACCAUGUUAUGUGGGUAUAGGAGGGGAGGUGAGAGGAGAAGAGGACAAGUGAGAGGAGCAUCUCAACACAAGAAACAUUCCCCUGAAGAGCCAAAUACCCUUCCCCCUCUACUCACUCUCUCUCCAUCUUUCUUUAAAGGUCUUACAUUUCCAUUUUCCAUGACGGUAUGUCCAUACUUUCUAUUCCAUACGGUAUGUCCAUACUUUAUUUUCCAUACGGUAUGUCCAUACGGUAUGUCCAUACUUUAUUUUCCAUAUGGUAUGUCCAUACUUUAUUUUCCACGACGGUAUGUCCAUACGGUAUGUCCAUACUUUAUUUUCCAUACGGUAUGUCCAUACGGUAUGUCCAUACUUUAUAUUCCAUACGGUAUGUCCAUAUGGUAUGUCCAUACUUUAUUGUCCAUAUGGUAUGUCCAUACUUUAUUUUCCAUACGGUAUGUCCAUACUUUAUAUUCCAUACGGUAUGUCCAUAUGGUAUGUCCAUACUUUAUUGUCCAUAUGGUAUGUCCAUACUUUAUUGUCCAUACGGUAUGUCCAUAUGGUAUGUCCAUACUUUAUUGUCCAUAUGGUAUGUCCAUACUUUAUUGUCCAUAUGGUAUGUCCAUACUUUAUUUUCCAUACGGUAUGUCCAUACUUUAUUUUCCAUAUGGUAUGUCCAUACGGUAUGUCCAUACUUUAUUUUCCAUACGGUAUGUCCAUACUUUAUUUUCCAUACGGUAUGUCCAUACUUUAUUUUCCAUACGGUAUGUCCAUACUUUAUUUUCCACGACGGUAUGUCCAUACUUUAUUUUCCAUACGGUAUGUCCAUCGUUUUGAGAAUAAUUACAGUUAUGGUAGUUUUUGUUAGUCAUUUGUUUGUUCUGUUGUCAUCGAUGUUCAGACGAGACAUUUUGUGAUGUUGAAGUUUUGUUUUAUAUUUCUUGUGAUGGCUGCUCUGUAACUCAGCUUUCUCCCUGGGCUGGCCUGGGAUAUGGAGGGGCUGUAGGGAUGAUGGUCCUUCCUGUCCUGAACAGGGUUGUGUUCAUUAGGACAUGCAACAGAAAACAUAAAAACAUGUUUUGCAAUGGAAAAGUAGUGUUUCUGAGCAUAGAUUGUCCCUUAGUUUUUCAUUCCGUUUGGUGCCUAAUGAACACGACCCAGGUGAGUGGGGUCAGGGGGUGGCCAAUUUAUAAUAAUAAUACGAUAUAAUCCUCACUGACAAUCACACCGUUAUAGAAGAGGCCCUGUACAGAUCCUCACUCUGUAGAGAGAGUACACACUCUCUGAGUCCAUCUAUUUACAGGAUUUACCUCCAGACCCACACUCUCUCUGAGUCCAUCUAUUUACAGGAUUUACCACCAGACCCACACUCUCUCUGAGUCCAUCUAUUUACAGGAUUUACCUCCAGACCCACACUCUCUCUGAGUCCAUCUAUUUACAGGAUUUACCUCCAGACCCACACUCUCUCUGAGUCCAUCUAUUGACAGGAUUUACCUCCAGACCCACACUCUCUCUGAGUCCAUCCAUUGACAGGGUUUAUCUCCAGACCCACACUCUCUCUGAGUUCAUCUAUUGACAGGGUUUACCUCCAGACCCACACACUCUCUGAGUCCAUCUAUUGGCAGGGUUUACCUCCAGACCCACACUCUCUCUGAGUCCAUCUAUUGCAGGGUUUACCUCCAGACCCACACUCUCUCUGAGUCCAUCUAUUGACAGGGUUUACCUCCAGACCCACACUCUCUCUGAGUCCAUCUAUUGACAGGGUUUACCUCCAGACCCACACUCUCUCUGAGUCCAUCUAUUGACAGGGUUUACCUCCAGACCCACACUCUCUCUGAGUCCAUCUAUUGACAGGAUUGACCUCCAGACCCACACUCUCUCUGAGUCCAUCUAUUGACAGGGUUUACCUCCAGACCCACACACUCUCUGAGUCCAUCUAUUGACAGGGUUUACCUCCAGACCCACACACUCUCUGAGUCCAUCUAUUGACAGGGUUUACCUCCAGACCCACACAUGAUGUUUAUGGUGCUGUCAAAGUGACCAUGUGGUCCAGUAGAUGGAGUGGUUGUGGUGGUAUAAAGGCCCAUAGCUACACAGACUGGACACAUUAAUCAGUGUCCAAUUUACACAGCACCAUCCAGAGGAGAGGAUGGGUUCUGAACUUCUGAAUGCAAACAUAGAGGGCAUCUGUUAGGGAUUGGGUUUAACAGACCUAGGGCUAGGCGAGACAAAGGGUUUAACAGACCUAGGGCUAGGCUAGACGAAGGGUUUAACAGACCUAGGGCUAGGCUAGAAGAAGGGUUUAACAGACCUAGGGCUAGGCUAGACGAAGGGUUUAACAGACCUAGGGCUAGGCGAGACGAAGGGUUUAACAGACCUAGGGCUAGGCUAGACGAAGGGUUUAACAGACCUAGGGCUAGGCUAGACGAAGGGUUUAACAGACCUAGGGCUAGGCUAGACUAAGGGUUUACCAGACCUAGGGCUAGGCUAGACGAAGGGUUUAACAGACCUAGGGCUAGGCUAGACUAAGGGUUUACCAGACCUAGGGCUAGGCUAGAUGAAGGGUUUAACAGACCUAGGGCUAGGCUAGACGAAGGGUUUAACAGACCUAGGGCUAGGCUAGACGAAGGGUUUACCAGACCUAGGGCUAGGCUAGAUGAAGGGUUUAACAGACCUAGGGCUAGGCUAGACUAAGGGUUUAACAGACCUAGGGCUAGGCUAGACGAAGGGUUUACCAGACCUAGGUUUAGAGGAAGGGAUCCCCAAGACAACAUCAACUAAAUUACAAUAUGAACAUCUAAAAUGGUGGGUAGCCUGGAGAGGAGGAGGGGGGGGUGAAUGGAGAAAUGAAUGAACAGGGUAGAGAGAGCCCAUCCCACCCUCAUCAGGGCCUCUCGUCUCUGAAGUCAGCGCCCACCCCGUUUCUCUCUCUCUCUCCUCUCCCUGCCUGAUGCUGCCAGCCAGCAGGGAAACUAGGUCACUGAACUCUGUCUGCUCUCUGUUUGUUUGUAUAUAAAUUAAAGCCAAAAGGCUGAACUCUCUCACUCCCUCUCUAGCCGGUCAGCGGUCGCCACAAAGCUUUUCACCAGAGGGUUAGAGUAAAAAACACACACAAACAGGCACACACAAACAGGCACACACACACACACACAAACAGGCACACACAAACAGGCACACACAUACACAAACAGGCACACACACACACACACACACACACACAAACAGGCACACACAAACAGGCACACACAUACACAAACAGGCACACACACACACAAACAGGCAGGCACACACACAAACAGGCACGCAUGCAGACAGACAGGGUAAAACACUAAAACAUGCAUGCGUGCACUCACACACACAGUAAACAAACCCAGAUAUCCAGUAUAAUCCUCUCUGGCUAAAUAUGUUUGGGGUUUGUAAGGAGAGGGUUCGAAUAAGUCAUGUUGUGCAGGAGGCUGCAGUGCAGGAGGCUGCAGUGCUGUCUCUGACAAGACAAGGGAGGAUUUGUGCUGUGCAGAUUCACUGCACAUUUCUAUUUCUGCCUCGGCCACUCUUAAUCACUGUGGUCACACACACACGGAGACUGCUCCACACAUGGACACACUCUCUAGCCUCCUCUUUGGUGGCCAGUAUUUCUAUCUCCCUCCAGGCAGGCAUGGCAGAAGCAAACCACCUCCAUGUCAGUGGACCAACCUCCAGUGUGAUUUCAGAGUCAGAUGAUGUCACCGGUAACAGGUGUUAAUAAGUAGGCUAGGUUUCCCUGGCAACAGUGGAAUCAGCAGACAUGACUGUUCUCCCCAGUCCAAUCCCCUCUGUUCUUUCAUCCCUUCAUCUCUCUCUCCUCCUCUUUCUCUCUUGCUCAUUGAAGCCAGAGAGAGAGAGAGAGAGGAGUGUUCUGGUAGCGUGGUCCCAGAUCUGUUUGUUCAGUCUGGUGAAUUCAUGACAAUGACAAUUGGAGUUGGCAAGACAGCACAAACGGAUCUGGGACCAGGCUAGGGUUCUAGGCUGCUGGGUGGAGAAAGCUGAAAUUGACACGGAUCCUAUUCCAGGUUCCACAUAUUUCAAUAUAAAAUAAGCUGUUUGAAUCAUUAACCCUUUGGGCACGUUCUGUCAUGUAAUGUUCUGCACUUUUGUCUUCCCCAGGAGUCUUUAUAUUAUAGGGGAUGUGCCAAUUGCCAGCAGUUGAACAUGUCAAAUGUAUAAGUCAAUUGAUUCUCAGUGGGUUGAUAUGGUUCUAUAAUUUGCUGGUUUUGAGGAUCAAUAGCAAUAACUUUUAUGUUGGAUUUAUGUUUUCUUUUUUAGAAUGAACCCCUAUCUGUCAUAGUUGAAAAGAAGCGGUACUUUUCACCCGAAAGGGUUAAAAACAAGAAGCUAAUUGACGCCAAUGAAUAAUGAAGCUAUAACGAGAGUCACAGUAUGUGCUGAACACAGGAACAUCUGGGGCACUAAAUUGUGAUAGCUAGCAAUAUUAGUGCCACUUACAAGGGAUGCCAUUCAUUGACUGAAGUGCCACAGCAGUGCACAAAGGGUUAAUUCAAGACUAAGGCCACCAGAGGCCUGUAUCCAAGUUAUUUUUUGCACAUUUUUUGAGAUAUUUUAAAUGUCAGUAUUUUAAAACAUAUUCCAAGUGCCUUUUAUUAUAAUUGAAAAUAUAGAAGAUAUAAAAGUAUAUGAAAAAUGAAAUAUAUAUAUAUAUGAAUAUAUAUUUUUUCCUGGGAUCGUGUUCUCGAGGUUCUUGAACAUGCUUCAUUUUAGAGUUGUAAAAGUCUCCCAUUGGUACAACAUAGCUGUGUGCUUCUGUUUUAGAGGAAUUUUAUUACGAUAAUGUCAAUGGAAAGAAAAUGUUUAAUAAAGUCGCAUUUGAUACAA